AUGUCGGCGACCAUGCUCAAGAAGAUGCUGCUGGACGCGGCGGCGGCGCUCAAGGCCGAACGCUUCCAGGAGGCACAGGAUGCUGGUCGUCGAGUGACGCAGUUUGACCCUAACAACUUCCAGGCCUUCAUGUGCGUAGGACUGGCUAGCUUCCAGCUGCAGGAGUGGGAAGACUGCGAGGAGGCGUAUCGUCGCGCUGCAGAUCUCAAGCCGGACAUGCCUGCGCCGUGGAAGUAUCUUGUGGACCUGUUUGAGGCGAAGAAGGACGCCAAGAGCAAAUUGGAGCCGCUUCAGAAACUUGUGGACCUAAAUUUGAGAGGCAAGAAGUUGAAGAAAUGCCAGAAAUGGGUCGUAGAGCUGGCAGCAACAGCAAUGGAGUUGAAAAUGCUCCCCAAGGCCUUCGACUCUUGGUACUCACUUGUGGGGGAGCAAUCUGGAGAUUCGGGUCAGCUCUCCUUGGAGAAGACCCCAAACGACGAACUACCAACUGCACUGACAAUCUGGUUGGAUUUGGUGGAUCUGCUACAGCGUCCUGGCUUCAGUCUAUCAGAAUGCUCUGGCAGCUACUCCAUGGCAGACAUCUCGAGUCACUUCUUUACUGCUGCUUCUCGUACCGACUGGACAACCCAGAACAAAGAAAUCGACGCACUUCGACCUCGAAUGGACGUCGCGAUUGCAUUCUUCAUGCGCUUCCACCUGGAUUUCUUGAAAACUUCAAAAAAGAAGCCUGCUCUUCUGAAAACGCUGGAUGCGUUGGCCAUGUCGAUCGUGGAGUGGUUUCCCGAAUCCAAGAUCCCAGCGGAAUUCUUACUUCUCCGCUCUGAAGACCAGGACACUCCAAUUGGGCUGGAAAAGGCCAAGAAGAUUGCUGUUCGACUGUCUGCGAGUCACCCGAAGAGUCCUAUGGCUCUUGUGUUCCGAGCGAUCGAGUGUUUGCACGCUCGAGAAAAUUUUGUUGAAGCACUCGCAGGUUACUCCUCUUCAUCCUUUCAAGAGUGCGCUCUUUGCAUUCGCGUUCAAAUCGAACUGGCGUCGAUUGCGCUGGCUGCUCGCGACGUUGAUGGCUGUCUGAAUCGUUUAGCAUUGGCAAGAAAGGUAGUGGCUGACAAGUCAACGAUGCUUGGGUCAGAAGGCCCAACUCCUGCUCUAUAUUCGGAAGUUAAGGUGCAAUUCAUGACAGCAACCGCACGUGAAUAUUCUGCUGAUAUAGAUAAAGCUCUGGAGCACUACCGCAGGGUCAUGGAAAACGACGAUAUUAUCUUCACGGCUAGGGCAGCAGUUGCAGCAGCGGAGCUUUUGGCAGGAAAGACAAGAGCGGAGGAGGCCCUCGACAUCAUCGACUGUGUCUCGUCGUCUGACGUGGAGGAUGAGCAAAUGAGUGCUGUUGUACUCUGCACGCGCGGGUGGCUGCAGUUCCAGCUUGGUGAUCUCCAGCAGGCUCAAGCAUUGCUAGAGACAAAUGCGAGCAAGAUCUCCUCCUCUGAUGCUUCUGCUAGAGGUCGAGCACUCAAGCGAUUGGCAAUUGUAUACUGGCAUCUUGGAGGCUCUCACCAAACUGCCAAGACGGGAUGUUUUGGCCAUCUACUGCAAGCAGCCAAGUUGACGCCAUCUGACGCAGAGAUCUUUUCCUGGUUGGGAAAAUGGUACCUGGAAGUCGCAAAGGAUGUUCUGCGUGCUGAAAAGUGCUUCUUGAAGGCGCUAUCGCUGUCUCUCACCGACAAGCUAGCAGGUAUGGCUCUGAGCGACCUGUACGAUCAGCAGGGGAAGUACGAAACAAACGUCAAAUUGUGGGAGCGUGUGACAGAGGAUCAAGAGACUGCCCCCACCUGGGCACUUCUGCGACUGGCGCAGCAUCUAGUAGAGAAAAACGACGAGACAGCAGUGGGGAAAAUGCAUCUGGUCCUGCGCAAUGACCCUAUGAAUGCUCGUUACUGGGUUAUUCUGGCGCAUGUUUACCAAAACUUCGACAAGCAAGUGUCCGCGCAGAGAUCAUAUCUGAAGGCUAUUGAGCUGGGUGAAGAAAGUUGGUGCGUUCGCUGUGAGCUGGCUCGUAUCGAAGGAUUAUUGCUGCUCUUUGAUGAUGCUCUGGAGCGUAUCAACCCUGUUAUUACCGGCGAGAUGGCGGAUAGUGAACCAGACGUUACGGUGGCUUCCAUGGUUUACUCUGACUUGCUGUUCCAACAAGCUAAGUACUUGUGUGCCGAGGGGUUGUACGGCAAUGCUGCUGCUAAUCUGAAGGAGGCAUCACGGAUGAUGAAGGGACUGCCGUCCACCUCUCCUCUUUCAGGGUCCGUGGAAGCGUGCAAGUUGAUCGGUGAUAUUCAUUGCUUUGCUUACUACUUGUCGCCGAACGAUUUUUCAAGUGAUGGGUCCAGCUGGGUAGAGUUUAUCAGCGCGGGACGGAAGGCGUAUGAGGCCGCCGUCCUACUUGCCGGCAAGAGCGUAAAUGAGGCCCCUGGCGUUUCUGGCGCAAUCGCUGCUGAAAGAUACUACGAUGUCGGUCUGAGUUACUGGUACGAAGCACAGGCUCUAAGCAGUGUGGGCAGUAUUCCUAGUUCAGCUUUCUCAGGUGAGACAGGACUCGAUGCAGACUCUUCUAUCGUAGCACUGAAGGCGAAGGCGUCAAUGAAUUUCAAGCUGGCUCUUCAAGAGGGUCCUGCAUGCUCGUUGGCCUGGAACGGGUUGGCUCUAGUGUCUGACAAUCUGCUGGUGAAGCAAUUUGCUUGGACACGAUCCAUUCAAACUGGCACUAGCAGCGACGCCACCUGGGCCAAUCUGGGUAUGUUCUACCUCACUCUGGCUGAUACUGUGUCCUCAACGGCGUCCUUGGCACAAAAGUCGUUUCUCCAACUGCAGAGCAUGAACCCAAGCAAUCCGUCCAUAUGGAAUGGGUAUGCAAUGUUGGCUCGACGACAAGCUAGCUCAACAGUUCAGCAGAAAAAAGCGAUCGAAGCCUUCGACUGCGCGUUGGAGACCGGGUUGGAUCUGGAUGCUUUGCUUGGUUUGAGUAUGGCAUUACUUGAUUUCGGAGUAAGUGUUGGUGAAUCAGUCACUCAAGCCCCAGAGCACGGUAAUGAGGUGGUGAUGUUCUGUCUAAAAAAGUACCUGGAGCGGGAUCCUUUCAACGGACGCGCUUGGCACGCCCUCGGUGUCGCUCAGCAUCGACUUGGAUUGUACACCGAGGCUUUGGCAUCGUACACCCGCGCAGCUUCGUCAACGCAGGCUACUGAUGGACUUGAAUGGAACAGGUUGGUGACACAGCUUGGCGAGCUCUCCAGUACACCCCAGUGCACUACCACGGAAGAAUUAGCACUCUUGCAGAAAAUUGCCGCACAAAUAGACUCAUCGUCAAGUGAGACCUCAGCACUGCGGGUUAUCGUGCAAGCGCAGCUACUAUACCGCCAGUCGAAGGGAGGUGAGGCGUUGGAUCAACUUCAGGCGCUGCUGGAGCAAGACGACUCCCAGUCCAUCCAAAGUGAAGUGGUUGCUCUAGUGGGCCUCUCGAUGGCGAGCUUGUCGAUGGACGAGUUUACGCCUCAGGCCGCUGGUCUAGCUGAGGCAUGUAAGAAACGUCUCCUUCUAUCAAUUGAUGACGCGGAGUCACCUCUUACCACACGUGACUACCUGAACUUGCGUCUGGUUGAGCUUCAUGAACGAUGCGUGGGCGCCGAAGACGCCUAUUUGACCCGCUUGCAGGCACUCUCACAAACUAGCGAUGGCGCCAACUCUUGUACUCUGGGGAUGCGACUGGCCCUUGCAACGAUUGAUUCUGAAAGCCUUCAGGUGUCAAGUUGCCUUACGGAAUACUUGCGCUCAAGUGCCAGAAAUGUGCCAUCCUCUGGUAAUGAGGCGAUGGAUCGCACCUUCCUCGACGCGCUCGUGGGUCUAGUAAAGGCUGGUCCAACCGAUACGAACAGGUUGUGCGUGGAUGCUCAAAAGCUGAUCCGUGCUCAACCCUGGAACCCUCACGCUUACAUUCUGGCUGGAACGAGCGUCCUGAAGCGCGUGAGUCUAAGGGAGAAGCAAGCAUCACACGACCAAGUUCUUCGCCAACUGUUGCGCUUGUUGCAGCAUGGAUUGGCUCUUGCUGUUGGAAAAGAUUAUGACACAGCUCAACUAGAGUUGCUGAUGAGCUAUUGCCACGUUAAGCUUGGUGAGCAGGACGAGGCAAUUGCAUCCUCGGAAAAAGCGUUGAGCCGGGUGGAAGCAGGCAAGAAAAGUGGCGCCUUCGUGUCGUCAGUGGACAUGGAUUUGUUGAAAGCUCGUUUGCUCUCGAUCUCAAGUCCAACGAAGGCUAUCGAUAAGUAUUUGGGUGUGAUUGCCACUGUCGCUGCGACGUCUUCGGGGCGAUUGAUUCCGAUCCUCCUUGAGCUUGGCGGGCUGUACGAACAAUACCACCAUUUGGAUGCUGCUAUUAAUCUGUGGAAGCUUGUGGCCUCGUUAACGGCGACCAAGUCUGUUAGUUGCACCGAUGGCGAUGACAACAUGAGCAGUACUACAACUGCCUUGAGCAGCAACAGCGAUACGGCGGCGUGUUUCUUGGCUAAUUUGCGACUGGCGCUUAUUCACGGCAGAAAAAACAACGUGAAGCCGGCUUGCAAGCACAUUAAGGUCGCACUAUCGCUCGCCCAAGCUGGAGCAGACUCGAGCUCAUCAACUGUCGCUGCGUUCGUGGAGAACGUUCUCACGAACUAG
Messenger RNA from Phytophthora infestans T30-4, 4695 nucleotides. RefSeq lists its product as uncharacterized. NCBI's taxonomy places the organism in Eukaryota, Oomycota, Peronosporomycetes, Peronosporales, Peronosporaceae. Bases 1 to 4695 code for a protein of 1564 amino acids. Gene Ontology annotation, cellular component: Ski complex. Gene Ontology annotation, molecular function: protein binding. The transcript is spliced from 9 exons. The record is from RefSeq and is a predicted model, not a curated record.